UUUCAAAUUUGAAUAUCAAAAUUCGAUAUGUCAGAAUCUACCGUUGACAUUAGAAAACAUAAAGACAAAGCUUGAAUAUUCCUCAAAACUAAUUUAAUUGCAGUAUUUUAUUUUUUUUGCCUCGGUUGGAAAAUUAAGUUGUAGAAUGAAGUGGCUGCAGGCAGUGCGUCAGUUAGCCCGCGUCAGGUCUCGCCGGUACAGCGGCUUCCACGACACCCUGGACCACGUGACCGGCAUCGAGAAGCGAGAGCUGCUCGCGCACAUGGCUGGGGACUGCGACCCCUUCCGCAUCAUGGCCAUUAAGAAAGGUCCAGGUACGAGGGAGCGCCCCAACCUGAUCCCCAGCGCGUUCUGCUCCCGCAUCAUGGGGUGCAGCUGCUGCCCCGAGGACAACCACCUGGAGUACAUGUGGCUCCACAUGGGCUACCCCAAGCGCUGCGGCUGCGGGUACUGGUUCGAACUGUGCCCUGUCGCCCCUCUCUAAUGAUGUAGUGCUUAGUUUAGAUUAGAAUUGAAUAAAGUAUUAUUCGGACUAAUGA
Molecule: messenger RNA, 539 nt
Organism: Trichoplusia ni (cabbage looper)
Lineage: Eukaryota; Metazoa; Arthropoda; Insecta; Lepidoptera; Noctuidae
Product: cytochrome c oxidase subunit 5B, mitochondrial-like
Exons: 3
Coding region: 146-484 (112 amino acids)
Biological process (GO): mitochondrial electron transport, cytochrome c to oxygen
Cellular component (GO): mitochondrial envelope
Source: RefSeq, a predicted model, not a curated record